AAACAAUACUGAGUAAAAAAAUCCUAUCUCCCAAAUGACAUAUAUUGAAUCCCAUUUGCAUAGAAUUCUUGAAAUGGCAACAUUCUGUCAAUGGACAAUGGCUUAGUGGUUGCCUGGCAUUCGGAGAAUGGAAGAAUGUCUCCUUCAGACAGUAAGACUGUGAGGAGAAUUCCAGCUUUGCCAUUUGCAAAUGGCCUGUUUGUGCAGUGUUCUGAGGUACUAUAGUUCUCCAAGACAGUGGCCCAUGGAAAGUGCAUAAAGGUACACAGGGAUCUCUGAAUUGUCUUACAAUUCAGUACAGGUGAAUACACCUGAGCUGGUUGUAAAUACUUUAAAUGGUUGGGUCUACAGUAUUUGCCUAGGAAUCACUGGUUCUGCCAACCACUGGGUGGACAUCCUAGCAGUUGAUCAGUCCCCAGGCUGGGUUCUAUCCCUCGAAGUGGUGUUCUUCCCAUAACAGAGACAUUCCCCAAAUGCCACAAAUACAGGAGUUGGCUAAGAAGGAGAACCAAGCCAGCACUGAAGAAAUUCUCAACUAGAAAUGGGAACAUGUACAGAAAGAGUUAGCAGCAACAGCAAGAAGAGGCAUCUAGAUGGAGCACGGACCCCAUUAGUGAAAUAUUGGCACGAUAAGAGAAGGGUAUGGACUGGCUGUGCCCUGAGUUCAGGCCAUGCUAUGUGAAAGCCUGGCUCCUCGCUCCUCAGUGAUAUGGGGCCGCGGGUACCCGCUGGGGUUCUGCGCCUCUGCUCCACCAGGUGGAGCCUGGGCGCACAGCAGUCCUGGUAGUUCAGAGGUCACGUCCUGGGGUGAAGUACAGUUCAGCUGACGAGAGCUGCAGGGCCCAAGGGAACCCCGCUUCGCUUCUCCUCACAGCCUAGGCCAAAUCGACCCCCUGCUAGCCCCUCUCCUGCUCUGAGGGUUUGCCCAUCUCCGGUGCUGUCUUCUGAUCUGCCCUGAGGAGAUACAGGAGCUCAGCCACCCAUCCUGCCCUCGGCCACCAUGGCCCACCUGCGAGCCUGCAAAGUCAGGCAGCUGCUUCACAAGUUCGCAGUUGUCAUGGGGGACUCCAUCCAACGGGCGGAGUACAAGGACCUGGUCCUCCUACUGCAGAAGGACUGCCUGCUCUCUUCCAGUCAGCUGAAGACCAGGGGCGAAAUAAGCUUCGAGCACGACGUGCUGCUGGAGGGUGGCAGGUGGGGCCGCAUGCACAACAGCCCCCACUACCGCGAGGUUCGCCAAUUCUGCUCCAGCCACCACCUGGUGCGCUUCUACUUCCUUACGCGUGCGUACUCGCCUUACUUCGAGGAUAUCCUGGCAGAGCUGCGGUGGGGCGAGCACGCCCCCGACGUGGUCAUCCUGAACUCUUGCCUCUGGGACCUCUCCAGAUACGGCCAUGAUUUCCAAAGGAGCUACCGGGAAGACGUGGAGAGCCUGUUCCGGCGCCUGGACCAGGUCCUGCCCCAGUCCUGCCUACUGGUGUGGAACACAGCCAUGCCUGUGGCAGAAGUCGUCUCUGGAGUCUUCCUUGCCUCGGAAGGCGAGACCUGCCGGACCAGCCUGCGGGAAGACGUGACGGAGGCCAACUUCUACAGCUGUAUGGAGGCGGUCAGGCAUGGCUUCGAUGUGCUGGACCUCCAUUUCCACUUGUGCCACGCGGGGCAACACCGGCAGUCAGAUGGCGUGCACUGGGACAAGCGGCACGGGCACCUCUCCCAGCUCCUGCUGGCCCACGUGGCAGAUGCCUGGGGUGUGGACCUCCCAGGCCACGUCCCAGUGGGCAGGUGGAUCAGGGAUAACCUUUUGCUUGUAGGCAGACGUGCAGGACCGGCAGGCAGGCGGCAGCCCCAAGACAAUCGAGGUGACCCAAGAGAACCAGCCUUUUCCUGGCUCCCACCCACUCCCCCUUGGAGACCUUCUGUGCCUUUCCCCCAGGUUCAGACCCUGUUCCCACACUACCACCACAGCACCCUUUUUUCUUCAGAUCCACCUUUGCAGCGCCAGUGACUUUUGGACUCCUCAACGCACCAAAUCAGUUAUACCAGGGAAGCUCACACCGUGGUAGCCGGUGAGCCAAGGCUGGGCAGUGUCCACCCAGCGCCCAGGCCAUGCAUCUGCGCCUUACCCACCGCAGCACCCCAGUGGCCCACGCAGCUGCCACUGAAGGCGCACAGAGAGACGAGUCCAAGCACAUCCCGAGACAAGGCUGGAGUAGCCAGCCUGAGACCUAGGCCACUUGCACUGGGACAUGGCCUUCAAUGACCCUUUGGCUCUUCAAGCUGCUUACUCUCAUCAGUAAAGAGCCUCAUGCAAAAUCUCUUUGCCAGUGUUUCCACACCACUUCUUGGAGAGGAGCCCCAGACCCAGAGCGCUUCACCCACACAGAAAUGAACUCCCCAUAAAAAAGUACUCCACUAAUUAAAAAAGAAAAGCUUUAGCUGAAUGUGUCUUCAAGGAGUAUUCUUCACUGAUAUUCUUCCUUAAAAACAAAAAAACAAACAAACAAACAAAAAACACAGAAAGGUAAAAAAUUUGCAAACCUUUCUGUAAGACUUUAGUAUCACCAUUAGUUCUUGCUGUGUUCAUAGAACUUAACCUCCAAAGCUUUCACAAUAAGUUGCCUUGCAGAUUUUAUUAACAUUUGCCUGUGCUUCAAAAUAAUAUGGCCCUUAAAAGAAGUAUUCACAAAUGCAAAAUGUUUAUUUUUCUGCUAGAACAAAAUCAUUACUAAAGUUCAUCAAGUACCUAGCAUCUUUUCAUUUUUUUAAUAGACUUUUUAAAGAAUCACAGCAAAUUUGGGUGACAAGUUCAGAGUGGUUCCCCAAAACUUCUGGAUUCCACACAGGCACAGUCUCUGCCACUAUGGUUAUCCCACAUCAGAUGUCACAUUACAUUUACAUUAGAAUUCAUUUUUGGUGUGGUGAAUUCUGUGGGUUUUGACAAAUGUUUAAUGACAUGUAUCUGCCAUUGUAUUGUCAUACAUGAUGUUUCACUGCUCUAAAAAUCCUUUCUGCUCCGUGUCCUCAUCCCUCCCUCCUGGAAACCAUGGAUCCAUAACUGUUUCUGUUAGUUGCCUUUUCUAGAACGUUAUACAGAGUCUUACAACAUGUAUCCUUUCAGAUUGCCUUAGUAAUAUGCAUUUAAGUUUACUCCAUGUCUUCUCAUGGCUUGAUAGCUCAUUUAUUUUUAGCACUGAAUUAUAUUCAGUUGUCUGGAUGUGCUUCUGUUUAUUGAUCUAUUCAUCUACUGGAGAACAUCAUGGUUGCUUUCAAGUUUGUGUAAUUAUCAAAAAAAUGACUGUAAACAUCUGCGUAGGUGUUUCUGUAGAUGUAAGUUUUCAGAUGCUUAAAUAAAUAUCAAGGAUGCUAUUGCUAGACCUGUAGUAUGAAUAUAUUCAGUUUUGUAACAGACUGCAACACUGGUGUUGUAGCUCAGUGGUAGAAAAUGUACCUAGCAAGCAUGAGAGAAUCUGGGUUCAGUCCCCAACACUGAAAAGACAAAGAGAAGAAGGAAGAAGAAGAAACUUCCAAACUACAACUUUUAAAGUUUUGGGGCCAUUUUUCAUUCCCAUCAAUGAGUAAGAUUUCCUGUUGCUCUGUAUCCAUUCAAGCCUGGUGUUAUCAG
Ictidomys tridecemlineatus (thirteen-lined ground squirrel) is the source of this 3622-nucleotide messenger RNA. NCBI's taxonomy places the organism in Eukaryota, Metazoa, Chordata, Mammalia, Rodentia, Sciuridae. The record is from RefSeq and is a predicted model, not a curated record.